UCUUAUGCAAUUAAAUAACGUUAAUGACGUAAAACAACAUUUUCGGGCAGCUAUCGUUUUGUGAUGUUCCCCUGGUUCACAUUUGCGGUGUCUGUGGUUGCAGUGCUCGGCUUGUUUUUCUGGUCCCGCAAGCGCCUACAGAUAGUGUUUGCAGCCUGUGCCUGUCGCCCAGCCAUGGCACAACAGGACGGUGCUGCCAAGAAGAACCCGGCCGUUGGGGGAUUGCACUCUCACUUCAUUGUGGGAUCCGUGUCAGAGGAGAACUCAGAGGAUGAAAACCAAGGCAAGGCAGACAUGCAGCUGGACGAGAAGGAGACUCGAUCUUUGUCACCGUCUUCUGGUAGCUCGGACAGCACCUAUGAAAUGGGCUUCGACCACAUCGACGGCCCCUUGCACAAUUUAAGAUCAAGCAUGUCUGGCCUGCACCUGGUGAAACAGGGAAGAGAUCGAAGGCGUAUUGACCUCCAGAGGGACUUCACUGUUGCUUCUCCUGCUGAAUUUGUCACGCGCUUCGGUGGUAACAGGGUCAUUGAAAAGGUGCUUAUUGCAAACAAUGGCAUCGCAGCAGUUAAAUGCAUGCGCUCCAUCCGCCGCUGGGCCUAUGAAAUGUUUCGCAAUGAAAGGGCGAUCCGUUUUGUUGUCAUGGUGACCCCAGAAGACCUGAAGGCCAAUGCAGAGUACAUCAAGAUGGCAGAUCAUUAUGUGCCUGUACCUGGAGGGACUAAUAACAACAACUAUGCCAAUGUUGAGCUCAUUCUGGACAUUGCUAAACGCAUACCAGUUCAGGCAGUGUGGGCUGGAUGGGGACAUGCCUCAGAAAACCCCAAACUCCCAGAGCUCCUUCAAAAACAUGGCAUUGCUUUCAUGGGUCCACCAAGUCAGGCUAUGUGGGCUCUUGGAGACAAGAUUGCUUCCUCCAUUGUGGCUCAGACGGCUGGAAUUCCAACACCCUGGAGCGGAGCAGGCCUGACAGUGGAAUGGACAGAGAACAACCAAAAAAGAAAAUCGUUUAGCGUUCCUCACGACUUGUAUGAGCUUGGCUGCAUCCAGGAUGUAGAGGAUGGCAUGAAAGCUGCAGAGAAAAUUGGCUACCCUGUAAUGGUGAAGGCCUCAGAAGGUGGUGGAGGAAAAGGGAUCCGUAAAGUCAACUCUGCUGAAGACUUCCCUAACCUGUUCAGACAGGUCCAGGCAGAAGUCCCGGGAUCGCCCAUUUUUAUCAUGCAGCUAGCCAAGCAUGCCCGUCACCUGGAGGUUCAGAUUUUGGCGGAUCAAUAUGGAAAUGCCAUUUCCCUGUUUGGCAGAGACUGUUCUGUGCAGCGACGUCACCAGAAAAUUAUAGAGGAGGCACCUGCUACCAUCGCCACUUCUGAUGUGUUUGAGGACAUGGAAAAGUGUGCGGUGAAGCUGGCUAAGAUGGUGGGUUAUGUAAGCGCUGGUACAGUUGAGUACCUCUACAGCCAGGAUGGCAGCUUCUAUUUCCUGGAGCUCAACCCUCGACUUCAGGUGGAACACCCGUGUACUGAGAUGGUGGCCGACGUCAACUUGCCUGCUGCCCAGCUGCAGAUUGCUAUGGGUAUUCCUCUUCACCGAAUCAAAGACAUCAGGAUGCUUUAUGGGCUUCAGCCCUGGGGGGACUCACCCAUUGACUUUGAGGGUCUGUCAACUACCCCUUCCCCACGGGGCCAUGUCAUUGCAGCUCGUAUCACCAGUGAGAACCCCGAUGAGGGAUUCAAGCCGAGCUCUGGAACCGUGCAAGAGCUGAAUUUCCGCAGCAAUAAGAACGUGUGGGGCUACUUCAGUGUUGCAGCUGCUGGAGGACUGCAUGAGUUUGCUGACUCCCAGUUUGGACACUGCUUCUCAUGGGGAGAGAAUCGUGAAGAAGCUAUCUCUAACAUGGUGGUUGCGCUUAAGGAGCUGUCUAUUAGGGGUGACUUCAGGACGACAGUGGAAUACCUCAUUAAGCUGCUGGAGACUGAAAGCUUCCAGCACAAUAAUAUCGACACAGGCUGGCUGGACAGGCUUAUCUCAGAGAAGAUGCAGGCAGAGCGUCCUGAUACCAUGCUGGGAAUUGUGAGUGGCGCUCUGCAUGUAGCAGAUGUCAAUCUCAGGAACAGUGUUUCCAACUUUCUGCACUCCCUGGAAAGGGGUCAGGUGCUGCCAGCGCACACACUUCUCAACACUGUGGAUGUAGAGCUGAUCUAUGAAGGUACUAAGUACGUUCUGACAGUGACUCGUCAGUCUCCCAACUCCUACGUGGUCAUCAUGAACAGCUCUUCUGCUGAGGUGGAUGUCCAUCGGCUCAGUGAUGGAGGACUUUUGCUGUCUUAUGAUGGAAGCAGCUACACUACGUACAUGAAAGAAGAGGUGGACAGGUAUCGCAUCACAAUUGGGAAUAAAACAUGUGUUUUUGAAAAAGAAAAUGAUCCUUCGCUGCUGCGAUCGCCUUCAGCAGGAAAACUCAUUCAGUACACAAUUGAGGAUGGCGGGCAUGUGUUUUCUGGCCAGUGCUACGCUGAAAUAGAGGUUAUGAAGAUGGUAAUGACCCUUACUGCUGCCGAGUCUGGUUGUAUUCACUACGUGAAGAGGGCUGGAGCAGCAUUGGAGCCUGGCUGUGUCAUUUCCAAGCUGCAGCUGGAUGACCCGAGCAGAGUGCAGCAGGCUGAGCUGUACACAGGGACCCUGCCUUCUAUCCAGGCAGUGGCUUUGAGAGGAGAGAAACUACACAGAGUCUUCCACAACACACUGGGUCAUCUUGUUCACAUAAUGAACGGCUACUGUCUUCCUGAGCCUUUUUUCGGUGCUAAGCUGAAAGAAUGGGUGGAAAGGCUAAUGAAAACCAUGCGCGAUCCCUCGUUGCCGCUGUUGGAGCUCCAAGACAUCAUGACAAGCGUGUCAGGUCAUCCCCCUGCUGUGGAGAAGGCCAUAAAGAAGGAGAUGGCUCAGUAUGCCAGCAACAUAACCUCUGUGCUUUGCCAGUUCCCCAGCCAGCAGAUUGCCAACAUACUGGACAGCCAUGCCGCUACUCUUAACAAGAAAUCAGAGAGAGAGGUCUUCUUUAUGAACACACAAAGCAUUGUUCAGCUGGUGCAGAAGUACCGCAGCGGCAUCCGAGGUCACAUGAAGGCAGUGGUGAUGGACUUGCUUAGGCAGUAUUUAAAAGUAGAGACCCAGUUUCAGAAUGGACACUAUGACAAGUGUGUCUUUGCACUGCGUGAGGAAAACAAAGGCGACAUGGCCAAUGUGCUCAAUUAUAUCUUUUCCCAUGCUCAAGUCACCAAGAAGAACCUGCUGGUUACUAUGCUGAUUGACCAGCUGUGUGGCCGUGAUCCAACACUCACAGAUGAACUGAUGGCCAUUUUGACCGAACUCACUCAGCUCAGCAAGACAACCAAUGCAAAGGUGGCACUGCGUGCUCGACAGGUAUUGAUAGCUUCCCACCUUCCCUCUUAUGAGCUGCGACACAACCAGGUGGAGUCAAUCUUCCUCUCUGCCAUCGAUAUGUACGGGCACCAGUUUUGCAUUGAGAACCUGCAGAAACUGAUCCUUUCAGAGACAUCCAUAUUUGAUGUUCUGCCCAACUUCUUCUACCACAGUAAUCAGGUUGUCAGGAUGGCUGCCCUUGAGGUGUACGUUCGCAGAGCAUACAUUGCCUACGAGCUCAACAGUGUUCAGCAUCGACAACUGAAGGACAACACAUGUAUAGUAGAGUUUCAGUUCAUGCUUCCGACUUCACAUCCCAACAGAGGGAACAUCCCCACUCUAAACAGAAUGUCAUUCUCCUCCAACCUGAAUCACUACGGCAUGGUGCAUAUGGCCAGCGUGAGUGACGUUCUGCUUGACACAUCUUUUACGCCGCCUUGUCAGCGCAUGGGAGCCAUGGUCGCUUUCCGCAGCUUCCAGGAUUUCACUAGAAACAUACCAGAUGUGUUGAGCUGCUUCUCUGACUCUCCUCCCCAAAGUCCAACCUUCCCAGAAGGAGGCAAUCCUGUCCUGUACGGUGAAGAGGACAACAAAAGUACCCAGGAUGAGCCUAUUCAUAUCCUGAAUGUGGCUAUAAAGACCGACAGCGACAUUGAUGACGAUGGCCUGGCAGCUAUGUUCCGGGAAUUCACUCAGUCAAAGAAGUCUCUGCUGUUUGAACACGGCAUCCGAAGGCUGACUUUCCUCGUGGCUCAGAAGGAUUUCAGGAAGCAAGUCAAUUGCGAGGUGGACCAAAGGUUUCAUAGGGAAUUCCCCAAAUUUUUCACAUUCCGUGCCAGGGACAAGUUUGAGGAGGACAGGAUCUAUCGUCAUUUGGAGCCUGCAUUAGCAUUUCAGUUGGAGCUCAACCGCAUGCGGAAUUUUGCUCUCACUGCCAUCCCAUGUGCCAACCACAAGAUGCACCUGUACCUGGGUGCAGCCCGAGUGGAGGUGGGCACAGAGGUUACGGACUACCGUUUCUUUGUCCGAGCCAUUAUCCGCCACUCUGAUCUGGUAACAAAGGAGGCCUCCUUUGAAUACCUUCACAAUGAAGCAGAGCGUCUGCUGCUGGAAGCUAUGGAUGAACUUGAGGUGGCUUUCAACAACACAACUGUACGAACUGACUGUAACCAUAUCUUCCUCAACUUUGUCCCUACAGUCAUCAUGGACCCAUCAAAGAUUGAGGAGUCUGUGCGCUCCAUGGUGAUGCGUUACGGCAGCCGUCUGUGGAAGCUUCGAGUCCUGCAGGCCGAACUGAAGAUUAACAUCCGCUUGACUCCAACGGGGAAGCAAAUUCCUAUCCGCCUCUUCCUUACUAAUGAAUCUGGCUACUACCUGGACAUCAGCCUCUACAAGGAGGUCACUGAUUCCCGAACGGGACAGGUGGGGCCCAAAGACCGACAGAUUAUGUUCCAAGCAUAUGGAGACAAGCAGGGCCCCUUGCAUGGCAUGCUCAUCAAUACACCCUAUGUUACCAAGGACCUGUUGCAGUCUAAGCGCUUCCAGGCACAAUCUCUGGGCACUACCUAUGUCUAUGACUUUCCAGAAAUGUUUAGACAGGCCUUGAAAAAGCUGUGGCACUCAUGUCAGGCCUACGCUGACUUACCUCAAUGCCCUCUUCCUUCUGAGCUGCUCACCUUCACAGAGCUGGUUCUUGAUGCUCAAGGUCAGCUGGUACAGAUGAACCGACUGCCAGGGGGCAACGAGAUCGGUAUGGUGGCAUGGCAGAUGACCCUGCGGACUCCAGAGUACCCAGCAGGACGGGAAAUCAUUGUCAUAAGCAAUGACAUCACACACAAGAUAGGCUCCUUUGGGCCCCAGGAGGACCUGUUGUUCCUGCGAGCCUCAGAGAUGGCUCGGGAGAGCGGCAUCCCCCGAAUCUAUAUCGCAGCCAACAGUGGUGCCCGCAUUGGUUUGGCAGAGGAAAUCAGACACAUGUUUCACGUGGCCUGGCAAGAUCCAGCUGAUCCUUACAAGGGUUUCAAGUAUCUCUACCUCACACCUCAGGAUUACAAGAAGGUUUCAGCCCUAAACUCAGUGCAUUGCGAGCAUAUAGAGGACGAGGGGGAAUCUAGGUACAAGAUCACCGACAUUAUAGGUAAAGAUGAAGGGCUGGGUGUGGAGAAUCUGAAAGGGUCGGGAAUGAUUGCUGGAGAAUCCUCUCUGGCUUAUGAGGAGAUCAUCACCAUGAAUCUGGUCACAUGUCGAGCCAUAGGUAUUGGAGCCUAUCUGGUGAGGCUUGGACAGAGGACCAUCCAAGUGGACAACUCCCACAUCAUCCUUACUGGAGCCGGAGCGCUCAACAAGGUGCUGGGCAGAGAAGUUUAUACAUCCAACAACCAGCUUGGUGGAGUUCAGAUCAUGCAUAACAACGGUGUCACUCACUGUACUGUUUCUGAUGACUUUGAAGGAGUCUUCACUCUUUUGCAGUGGCUGUCCUACAUGCCCAAGUGUAAAUCAUGUCCCGUACCCAUCCUCAAUGCCAAGGACCCCAUAGAUCGGCCAAUUGAGUUUGUGCCUACUAAGGCUCCUUAUGACCCUCGCUGGAUGUUAGCAGGACGUCCCAGCCAGACUCCAAAGGGUUCCUGGCAGCAUGGCUUCUUUGACCAUGGCUCUUUCAUGGAGAUCAUGCAGCCAUGGGCUCAGAGCGUAGUGGUAGGCAGAGCCAGACUCGGUGGGAUACCGACUGGAGUGGUUGCUGUGGAAACCAGGUCAGUGGAACUGUCAAUCCCAGCUGAUCCAGCCAAUUUAGACUCGGAGGCUAAGAUCAUCCAGCAGGCAGGGCAGGUGUGGUUCCCAGAUUCUGCUUUCAAAACCGCUCAGGCCAUUAAGGAUCUGAACCGGGAGGGCUUACCUCUCAUUGUGUUUGCCAAUUGGAGGGGCUUUUCUGGAGGAAUGAAGGAUAUGUACGACCAAGUGUUGAAAUUUGGAGCCUAUAUUGUGGAUGGACUGAGGGAGUACAAGCAGCCAGUAUUGGUUUAUAUCCCCCCCCAGGCUGAACUGAGAGGAGGCUCCUGGGUGGUUAUAGAUCCCACCAUCAACCCCCGUCACAUGGAGAUGUACGCUGACAAGGACAGCCGAGGUGGCGUGUUGGAGCCUGAAGGAACCGUGGAAAUCAAAUUUAGGAGGAAGGAUCUGGUGAAGACCAUGAGGAGAGUAGAUCCAGUCUACAUGGGCUUGGCUGAAAAAUUGGGGACCCCAGAGCUGAGCCCCCCUGAUCGAAAAGAACUGGAGACCAAACUUAAGGAGCGUGAGGAGUUUCUUUUGCCCAUCUACCAUCAGGUGGCUGUGCAGUUUGCAGACCUUCACGACACCCCAGGUCGCAUGCAAGAGAAGGGGGUUAUCACGGAUAUCCUAGAAUGGCAGACAUCCCGUCAGUUCUUCUACUGGCGUCUGCGCCGUUUGCUGCUGGAGGAAACGGUGAAGAGGAAGAUCCAAGUGGCAAACAGCGAGCUGACAGAUGGGCAGAUCCAGGCGAUGCUGCGCCGCUGGUUUGUGGAGGCCGAGGGGGCUGUUAAGGCCUAUCUGUGGGAUAACAAUGAAGAAGUGGUGGCGUGGCUGGAGCGACAACUAGCUGAAGAAGAAGGCGCGAGAUCCGUCAUCGACGAGAACAUCAAGUACAUCCGCAGAGACCACAUCCUCAAGCAGAUUCGCAGCCUUGUUCAAGCCAAUCCAGAGGUUGCCAUGGAUUCUAUUGUGCACAUGACCCAGCACAUCUCACCCACUCAGAGAGCAGAAGUGGUGCGUAUCCUGUCCACUAUGGAGACAUCAGCGUCCUCCUAGGGGGGAGGCCUGUCCUUUUCUCACUGCCUGGCUUAGGCCAAAGCCAGACGCAAAGGAGCCUGGUUAUGCCUCAUCUGAGGCCUGGUCUGGAAACUGAGGCUGGAGGAGCCAACAUGAUGGCUCUUGGCAGCAGCCAUGUUACUAAUGAAUCGUUGGCAAUGAAUCUCAGUAAGCAAGAGUUGACUGACAUCAGUUAUUACAUUCUGUAAAUGGCAGUGCGCGUAUACUAAUAUUAGGAUCAAUUCAUGUAUUUUUUUUACUGAAGUGCAAUUAAAGGAAUGACAAUACAGAAAUAUGUAGUGAAUUUAAUUUAAUAAUAUGUCUGGAGUUUACACAGAUGGCUCAAUAGGAUGCCAGUGCUUCUAUGAUAAUCCAUGCUUUUCAACUGGAGUGGUCCCAAGAAUAAAUUAAACAUGUUGUCCUUAAAGCGCACCGUGGUUUGUGACAUACGCUUGCUAAGAUUCGCAAGUGUUUUGAUGACCAGCUCAACAAUGACAACACAUUGCUAGUGGAGUUAGCAAGAAAGGAUUUUUUUUUUUUAAACACUUCUAAGUAUGGAGCACUUAGUUACUGAACAAAGACAGAAUUGAACAGGGGAGCUCAGCAGGGAGCAGGGACAAGGUCCCUUUUAAACCCCAACUAUUGCGCAGUUACCCUGCAGUGAGCAAUGGGCAGCUCGCCUCACAACAAAACCACAGCUGUCCCCUUCACACAGUAAACGCUGCUUUAGAGGCACUUUAGCGCCGACUGUUCCCUUACAUUGCACUCAGAAUCCAGCCUGCAUUUUAGCUGUUGCAGCUAGUAUACGUACCAACAAACAUACACGCACAAAGUAAAACAAAGUAAUGAUAGUAAUGCACAGAGAGCUGACAAUAGUCUAAAUAUGACAAUGACACUAAACACAGUUUAAAAUGCAAGCUUGCUUAGACCGUUUUGUUUGUUUUGGUAGCUGCUGGUUUGGUCUUAAAUGGAGAACAAGCUUCACUUUUUUGUUUAGCUUUUUUUCUAUAGAGAUGUAUUUGAGUUAACAGCAAACAAACGGCCAAAUUUUUUAAAUGUCUGAAAGAAUAAAGACUACUGUUACAUGUCAGAUUUUAACUGUAAUCAACUGUUGAAGUUUUUAUGUCCGAUGUGUGAAAUGUCAUUUGUUUUUAACGUUAACAUUUGAAAGCAGCCUUUGAAUCACACGUUCUGUAUUUGUGUUGUAACCAAAAGGCAAAUUGUUGUGAGAAAAUGAGUACCGUACAUAAUAGCUGAAUGGCACUACAUGGUCAAAUUUAGACCUUUUAGAUUAUAAUGCACUGCUGAAUACUAAUGUUGGCAAUGUGAAAUGGCUUCAUAGUUAGUGCUGUGCCUUUUUUUUCUGCCUGUAUAUUGACAUGUUUCCCAGUUGCUUUAUAAGUAACUGGAUGUUUCCUAUUUGAGGAUGGAGAAGAAUUUACACUGAUGAGCUCUAAAUGUGUCUGAAACUUAAAUAAAACUUACCCAACUUAG
Messenger RNA from Archocentrus centrarchus (flier cichlid), 8736 nucleotides. RefSeq names its product acetyl-CoA carboxylase 1-like. The record is from RefSeq and is a predicted model, not a curated record. Gene Ontology annotation, molecular function: acetyl-CoA carboxylase activity; ATP binding; metal ion binding. Gene Ontology annotation, cellular component: mitochondrion. Lineage: Eukaryota; Metazoa; Chordata; Actinopteri; Cichliformes; Cichlidae. Gene Ontology annotation, biological process: fatty acid biosynthetic process.